This is a messenger RNA of Olea europaea var. sylvestris, 702 nucleotides long. RefSeq names its product protein TRANSPARENT TESTA 1-like. NCBI's taxonomy places the organism in Eukaryota, Viridiplantae, Streptophyta, Magnoliopsida, Lamiales, Oleaceae. Gene Ontology annotation, biological process: regulation of gene expression; anatomical structure development. The transcript is spliced from 2 exons. Gene Ontology annotation, molecular function: DNA-binding transcription factor activity. The record is from RefSeq and is a predicted model, not a curated record. Gene Ontology annotation, cellular component: nucleus. The coding region runs from base 1 to 702 and encodes 233 amino acids.
AUGGAUGCUUCAGGCUUUUCAUUUAGCCCUUUUUCUUUCUUCUCCAGCUCCAAUACUUCUCACAAAGAAAUCGAACCAUUUGAUUUCUUUAAGGAAAAAAAUGAAAUGGAUCAAAUGGAUCUCAAAAACCCUAAUCCAGGUCAUGAAGAAGAAGAGGAUGCCAUUAAUGUUUCCUUGCACAUUGGCCCUCCAAACUGCACCAAUGUCUCUUUAGAUUCAAGUGAUCAAUGCAGUAAAGCUGCAAAUUUAGCUGCAGCCACUCAAUAUUGGAUUCCAACUCCUGAACAAAUCCUGAUGCAUAUGUGGGGUCAUGGUUCGGAAUAUCGUAGAGGACCUGAAUCUCUUAAGGGAGCGAAACCGCGGGCCAUGCUUGGUAUUCCAUGCUAUUGCUGUGAAGAAGGGUGCAAGAACAACAUAAACACCCCAAGAGCCAAACCACUCAAGGAUUUUAGGACUCUACAAACGCAUUACAAGAGAAAACAUGGGAUGAAGCAAUUUGCAUGUCGAAAAUGUGGCAAGUGCUUGGCCGUUAAAGGUGAUUGGCGAACCCAUGAAAAGAAUUGUGGCAGACGCUGGCUUUGCGUUUGCGGGUCUGAUUUCAAGCACAAAAGGUCGCUCAAAGACCAUAUCGCAUCGUUUGGGUCGGGUCAUGAACCCGCUGCUUCUUCUUCUUCUUCGUUUGAUGGGAUCGAUGUAUAUUAG